CUAUGAUUUAUCCUAAUUUUACAACAACACGAGAAGUUGCUUUAUUCGUAUGAGCAGCUAGAGAGGUGUAGAACAUGUUUCGUUGGAUAGUGUUUCUAGUAAGCUGGUUUUUAUCUGUUACUGUGAUAACAUCAUUGCAAUGUCAAUGUACAUGUACCUCUCCUGACAAUCCAGAGGAAAAAUAUGUUGCCACUAUGGAUAAUAAUACGUUUACCUUCAAUGCUGUGAAAAUGAAUGAAGAAAUCGCGCUAAAUCGGACAGAGAUGGUUAAUCAUAGAAAAGACAAAACUAUGAAAGAACGGAGUGAUAAAACAAUUUACCAAACAAUGAAUACUUCUUCUUCGCAACAAAAUGCAAAACAUCAACAAUAUAAACUUAAUAAUGUAUGGAAUGUAAUAGGAAACCAACAGAACAAGAAAACCAACCUACAGAAAAUGGAUAAGUCUGUAAACCAUAAGGAAGGAAGUUACAACGUGUGGGGACAAUUAAAAACUGGUGUGAAAACAGGUGUGUUCCAACAUGGCAAAAGUGUGGGAAAAGGACAUAUUGAUCCAAACAAUUCCCCGCCCCAUAUGUACCAACCGGAUUCCAAAAGUAGACACCACUCUUUUGAAAGCAUCCAUCAACCAAAAGGGAAUACCAUGUACAGAAAUAGUAAUAAUUGGAUGCAACACAAAAAUAGAAACAACAACAUUUUGGAAUUUCCAGCUUGGAAGCCAUUUACAGCACAAAGAAGAACACCUUAUGGCCAAACAGUUAACACAACUAGACAUGAAUUCAGACACGCCCAGUGGACCAAUCAGGUUCAAUCAACGAACGCAAAUGAUGUGGAAAUAGAACCAGUGGAACGGGAAGUCAGAUAGACACUCUUACAUAUAUGUAUAACAUGAAUGCUUCACAAGGAUUUUUUCGUAUUUCGAAAUGGAACUUUUCAAUUUUUUUCUCUCAUGGAUCCAGUCUAACAAAGGCAUUUUAACGAAACUUUAGUAUAUAGAUCCAGGUGGUCAAUAUGUUCUAUUUGUAUGUGGUGUUUGAAGAUAAUAGGGUAAUAGGUCCCAAGUCAGGAGCCUCUGACCUUUGUUAGUCUUGUAUUAUUUAAAUUUUAGUUUCUUGUGUACAAUUUGGAAAUUAGUAUGGCGUUUAUUAUCACUGAACUAGUAUAUAUUUGUUUAGGGACCAGCUGAAGGACGCCUCCGGGUGCGGGAAUUUCUCGCUACAUUGAAGACCUGUUGGUGACCUUCUGCUGUUGUUUUUUUUAUUUGGUCGGGUUGUUGUCUCUUUGACACAUUCCCCAUUUCCAUUCUCAAUUUUAAUUUCACUGAUUCACCGCUUCUACGAGAUAUGUUAUAAUUUAUUUAACAAAAUAGCUCAAUGGUUCCUUUACUCAUUUUGUACGGAACAUAAUAUAUAUAUAUAGAAAGAGAAAAGUAAUAUGAUGGUCAAUGAGACAACUGACCAACAGAGUCAAAUGAGGCGAAUGGUAUCACAUAUAAGUCACCGUAUGGCCUUUUUGUAUGUAUAUUUGUCAUUUUUUUGCAAUAUAUAU
Molecule: messenger RNA, 1546 nt
Organism: Mytilus trossulus (common blue mussel)
Lineage: Eukaryota; Metazoa; Mollusca; Bivalvia; Mytilida; Mytilidae
Exons: 2
Coding region: 75-863 (262 amino acids)
Source: RefSeq, a predicted model, not a curated record